AUGGCGGUUGUAAAUAAUGAGUUUCUCCUUACCAUACUCUACCAUCAAAUCAUCCUUCUUAUCACUCUUAUCGUCCCUAGGAGAACUCAAUAUUGUCACCGGAUCUUAUCAUCGGAUUAUCGCCGGAAUCAUCAUUCAUCUACUUUUCCGGCAACCGAAACUAGGGUUUCUAAUCUUCAAUUAAAGGAUGUCCCUAUCAGAUUUGUUAAUCAAUUCUACGGAGAGGAUUGGGGCGAUCGGAAGAUGCGUAUAUAUCACUCAAGUGGGAAAAUUUGGGUCGUAAUGUUGAAACGAUUAAAACGUAUGCCAGUCUUAACUGACGGCUGGGGAGAAGUUGUUUCAGAUCUCAAACUUCAGAAAGAUUGUCUCCUGUCAUUUCGUCCCAUGAACCAUUUUGGUCUCUAUCUUUCAUCUUAUGUUAAUGGCGUAUGUGAGCAAUCUUAUUUCACAAUUAAUCGUCAUCUAACAUUGGGUUAUACGAUGAUUGAAGAAUCUUUUGUCCAACAAUGUUUUGGAGACGAUGGAAUGGCUGGGUCAUAUGAGGUUAAUUAUAAGGGUUCUCCGUGGACGGUGUCAACAAGUAAGGUUAAUUCAAACUAUGUUUUCUCAGAAGGUUGGACUCAACUUUGCAACGAUCUUGGCGUUCAAGAAGAUGAUUUAUUGGUUUUUGAAAAAAUUAAUGAUGUUAUGUUUGGUUUAACGGUGUAUCGAGACGAGGUUGAGAUAAGGUUGAGCAAGAAGGUUGAAUCUGAUGAUGAUGAUGAUGAUGUAAUUCAGAUAUCCAGGGCUGAUUACGAUAAAGCGCUUUUGGAGGACAUAGAGGUAGAUGAUAACCAGCCCACAUCUGUUAAAAGUACACCAGUAACAUUCCCGACAAGUACACCGAAGAAGGUUCAUGUUAAAGAGACGUUGAAAGUAGGUGAUGGCUUACAUUUCACGACAACACAAGAUGUCAAAGGAAAGGGAAAAGGUAAACUUUCUGUCAACCGAUCCGUCAAACUUGAUAAUUUCAACCAACAAUGCAAAGGCCGAAAACGUUAUACAACAUCUGAUCAAACUGUCAAGCAUCCAAAGAAGGGUUCAACGAAGGCAACCAAAGUUUCCCGUAUCGGCAUUCAUCCAGAAUAUUUCGACUUUAGCCGUAAAGCUGAAUAUAGGCUGCGGCUUCCGGUGGAGGUUGUUAAUAGAGCCGGCCUGUCUGAUAGAUUGCAACCUAUAUCUGUCCAGAACUUGAAUGGUGAUGUUGAACUUUAUGACACAAAGACAGAGUUAAACCGUUUUGUCCUCCCAAUUGUUACUCGAGACGAGGCAUCUCAUAGAAGAAAAUUAAGAAAAUUAAUCUUGGAUAAUAAGAAAUCAAAUGUGGGAACUACAUCGUCAUCCCUCAAUAUUGAUUCCACUAAUAUUAAUUCCACCUCCACUCCGUGUGUUACAUCUGAUAACAUAGUCAACAAAAUUGGUUUUCACAAUUUUGAAUCCACUCCUGAGGUGACUAAUAAUGUUAAUUCAAGUCUUUCAAGUAUUGUAACAAGUAACAAUAUUUGUAGUACCAGCAAUCGUACAACUACAAAAAACGUUAUUGGGAAUAAUAUUUCAACUGGCAUCACAUCAACCACCUGCACAUCAUCAUUGAACCGUAAUUUGAAAAGGCUAUCAUCUGGUAAACAUUAUUUGGAUCACGGUGAUCAAGUUAUUACUUGUGAAGUUUGUUAUGCAAAGUUAUGGGACGCAGAGAAAGGAAGCGGAAAAAAAGAGGGUGGCAAAAUAUGUCAUAUGUUAUGUUGUGGUUAUGCCAAAGUUGUCUUACCGGAUUACAAAACCGCGACACCUUAUUAUAAAAGUCUAUUCAUGUCAAAUGACAAUGAAAGCAAGCACUUUUUGAAGAACAUUCGACGUUACAAUUCUAUGUUCGCGUUUACCUCAAUGGGUGGUAAGGUUGACCAUACUGUGAAUACUGGUAAUGCUCCUUUUUGCUACAGAAUAAGUGGUGAAAAUUACCAUUCUAUUGGUAGUCUUGUGCCACCAAACGGAGGGAAGCCUAAAUUUAGUCAGUUAUACAUAUACGAUACUGAAAAUGAGUUGGCAAACAGGUAUUCAGACAAUGCUUCCUCAUCAUCCGCUUCAGAUGAAACCGAUAACAAGCUGAUACAACAAAUCAAAGCAAUGUUUGAUGCCGAAAAUGUGCUUGUGAAAAUUUAUAGGAUGGUUAGAGAUUGCUUCCAACAAAAUCCUAAUACCACUUUAAAGCUUCGCCUUAUUGGCAAAAGAGAACAAGAUGGUCGGACUUAUAACUUACCUACUUCCUCAGAGGUUGCUGCCCUUAUUGUUGGAGAUAUCGAUAAUGCACUUGAGAAAAGAGAUAUCGUUGUCGAGACACAAACAGGUUCAUUAAAAAGAAUAAGUGAAUUGCAUCCAUCCUAUCUUGCACUUCAGUAUCCCAUUUUGUUCCCAUAUGGAGACGACGGUUACAGAAUUGACAUACCACAUAGGGGUGUCAUUGAUGUUACUAACAAGAAACGUCCGAAUUGUACAAUGAGAGAGUUUUUUGCGUAUCGUGUACAAGAUCGUAGUAACCAGUUUUCAUUGAUUCUAAAUUCUCGACGGUUAUUCCAACAGUUUUUGGUUGAUGCUUAUACGAUGAUUGAGAGCGAGCGACUUAACUUUAUAAGAUUUCAGCAACAAGAUCUCAGGUCUGAUACAUAUGAGAAUAUCCGGAAACUAAGAUAUAACGGCCAACAAGAUUUGUCUAAGGUUGGAAAACGUAUUUUCCUUCCAUCUUCCUUUACAGGCGGGUCACGAUAUAUGAUGCAAAACUAUCUUGACGUAAUGGCAAUUUGUAAAUGGUAUGGUUAUCCAGACUUUUUUAUAACCAUUACCUGCAAUCCUAAAUGGCCGGAGGUUCAAAGGUUUCUUAAGGACACAAAUCUUAAUCCGGAGGAUAGGCCUGAUAUUUUAUCUCGAAUUUUUAAAAUAAAGCUGGAUGCAAUUUGUAAAGAUUUGAAAGACCGUGAUUUGUUUGGAAAAGCUUCCGCUGUUGUUUACACUAUUGAGUUUCAGAAGCGAGGAUUGCCUCAUGCACAUAUGUGCUUAUUCAUGGAGAAUGAUUACAAACUUCCAACUGUAGACCAUGUUGAUCAGUUUAUUUCUGCAGAAAUCCCUGAUUUAAACGAAGACCCUGAACUAUAUACGCUUGUGAAAGACCAUAUGAUUCACGGUCCAUGUGGUAAUGCUAGAAUGAGCUCUCCAUGUAUGGUUGAUAGAAAAUGUUCAAAAGGUUUUCCCAAGAAAUUUCAAGAUCACUCAACCUUGGAUUCUAACGGAUUUCCCUUAUACAGAAGAAGAGAUGACGGUUCCUUCGUUUUAAAAAAUAAAAUUCAGUUAGACAACAGAAGUGUUGUACCUUAUAACAAAAAGCUUUUGAAAAGAUAUCAGGCGCAUAUAAACGUUGAAUGGUGCAACCAAGCGGCGUCAAUAAAGUAUUUGUUCAAGUAUAUUAAUAAAGGUCCUGAUAGAGCAACAGUUGUUGUGGUUCCGAGCAACAAUGAAAACGAACAACCAGAAAAUGAUGAAAUUAAAGAGUAUUAUGACUGUAGGUAUAUAUCUGCGUGUGAAGCGUCUUGGAGGAUUUUUUCUAAUGAAGUUAAUUAUAGGAGUCCUUCUGUUAUGCGUCUUCCUUUCCAUCUUCCUGGACAACAAACAGUUUGUUUCGGUCCUGAUGAAGAUAUUAAUCAAGUGCUAAACAAACCAUCUGUGAACUCAUCAAUGUUUUUAGCUUGGAUGCAACGUAAUCAAGAUCCUAACGACCAUGUUGCACGUACACUAACAUAUGUACAGUUUCCGCGUUUUUAUGUUUGGAAGCUUGACAAGCGUAUAUGGGUUCCGAGAAUAAAAGGAAAAACAAUUGGAAGAAUUCAUUCCGUUUCUCCUUCUACCGGUGAAGCGUACUAUUUAAGAAUUCUUCUUAACAAAGUUAAAGGACCAACAUCGUUUGAUGAUAUUAAAACAGUUAAUGGUCGAGUGUACGAUACUUUUAGAGAUUCUUGCUAUGCGCUUGGUUUGUUGGAUGACGACUCUGAGUAUAUUGAGGCCAUCAAAGAAGCAAAUAUAUCAGGUAGUGCAGGUUAUAUUCGCAAUUUAUUUGCCACCAUGUUACUGUCAAGCACAUUAUCUAGACCUGAAGUUGUAUGGGAAAGCACAUGGAAGUAUAUGACAGAUGAUUUUCUGUACAGAUUCUCAAAGUAUCAUCGUGUUUCAGGUUUAUCAAUUCCUGAUGAGCAACUAAAGAACUACGUUUUAUGCGAAAUAGAGAAGUUUUUAACUCGGAAUAAUUCAUCGCUUCGGAGAUUUUUAUCAAUGCCUUACCCGGAUACUUCAUCUUUAGAUAACUUUCGCUGCCGAUUGAUUAACGAAGAGCUUGCUUAUGACAGAACUGAGUUACAAAAUGUUUAUCAAGGUCAGGUGAAUUUGUUAACGGAUGAACAACGUGCAGUAUAUGAAGAAAUUAUGAACGCAGUUCAUGGAGACAAUGGCGGAGUAUUUUUUGUUUACGGUUAUGGCGGGACCGGUAAAACGUUUUUAUGGAAAACAUUAUCUGCUGCAAUUAGGUCAAAAGGUCAGAUUGUAUUAAACGUUGCAUCUAGCGGAAUUGCAUCAUUGCUGUUGGAGGGAGGAAGAACGGCUCAUUCUAGGUUUCAUAUACCUUUGAAUCUUAAUGAGGAUUCCGUUUGUCAUAUAAAACCAGACGAUGAUGUAGCUAAAUUACUACAGCAGACCAAACUCAUUAUAUGGGAUGAAGCUCCUAUGGUUCAUAAACAUGCAUUUGAGGCUUUGGAUAGAACUAUGCAUGACAUUUUCAAUAUAUCUAAUCCAUCCAGGUCUGAUGUUUUAUUUGGAGGGAAGGUGAUUGUAUUUGGUGGUGAUUUUAGGCAAAUACUACCUGUUGUUCCAAACGGUGGACGUCAAGAAAUUGUGAAUGCCUCAUUAUGUUCUUCUUAUCUGUGGAGUAAGUGUAAGUUGUUGACGUUAUCUAGAAACAUGAGGUUAACUGUUGGAAGACCAUCAUCUGAAGUUGAGGAGAUUAGUAAUUUUGCAAAAUGGUUGUUGGACGUUGGCGAGGGAAAUGUUGGUGGUUCCAAUGAUGGAGAAGCAAUAAUUGAAAUACCACCUGAGCUUUUAAUUGAUAGCAUAUCUGAUCCAAUUUCUAGCCUGAUUGAUUUUGUUUAUCCGUCAAUCUUGGAUAAUUACAAUGAUCCUAAUUACUUUAGUACAAGAGCUAUACUUGCGCCUAAGAAUGAGGUUGUUCACGAGAUUAACGACAGAUUGUUGGCAGUUUUCCCUGGUGAAGAAAAAGAGUAUCUUAGUUCUGACAGUCUAUGCCCUACUGAAGAUGGCAAUGUUGAUCACCAAAAUAUAUAUUCUCCUGACGUGCUCAAUGGUCUCAAAGUGUCUGGUUUACCAAAUCAUAGGUUAGUCCUUAAAGUUGGCGUUCCAGUAAUGUUGUUGCGAAAUAUUGACCAACGAAAUGGUUUGUGUAACGGUACAAGGUUAAAGGUCACAAAACUUUACAGCCGUGUUAUUGAAGCUGAGAUAAUUUCUGGUGGUAAUAUUGGUUCUCGGACAUUCAUACCUAGAAUUAAUUUGGUACCUUCGGACCGAAAGAUUCCUUUUGCAUUUCAAAGGAGGCAAUUUCCAAUAACUGUAUGUUUUGCAAUGACGAUUAACAAAAGCCAGGGACAGUCGCUAUCUAAGGUUGGGUUGUACCUAAGACAACCAGUUUUCACACAUGGUCAAUUGUACGUAGCUUUAUCUAGGGUUACAAGACGAGAUGGAAUCAAGUUACUAAUACUUGACAAUGAUGGCAGGCCUACAAAUAAAACAACCAAUGUCGUAUAUAAAGAGAUAUUCAAUGGAUUGUGA
Molecule: messenger RNA, 5916 nt
Organism: Helianthus annuus (common sunflower)
Lineage: Eukaryota; Viridiplantae; Streptophyta; Magnoliopsida; Asterales; Asteraceae
Exons: 13
Coding region: 1-5916 (1971 amino acids)
Biological process (GO): telomere maintenance; DNA repair
Molecular function (GO): DNA helicase activity; DNA binding
Source: RefSeq, a predicted model, not a curated record